AUCCUCCGCACGACGGGGCCGUCGGAAUGCGUCUCACUCAGCAUCGGGCUCGUAGUGGGAUGAGCAACCAGCUCACCUUGAAGGAGAAUCGAACCCUCAUGAGUAGUACAUGCCACCAUCUCAGGACACGGCUUUGACGAACUGUCUCAGUAAGGCCGAAGCCGAGACUCGAGGAUCACGGCGCAUUGGUUCGCUUGGAACAGCCCGAGAUGCUUAUCUCUCCAAUGCUCGUACAGAGGCCCCACCCCCUGUCUCUGGAUGCUCUGGCUUGAUAGGACGGACACCAAAAGAAGCCAGGUCAGACAGCUUCGAUGUAGCCAAGCGAUUGAAGAAUUGCUCCUCUUGUUUCGCUGGGCAGACAUGUCCAGCAAUGAUUGGCGACAACCAAAAAAAGGACGUGGCGAAAAGGGGUGUCACAGCGACGCAAAUCUGAUUGACGGGCUGCAUGUAGAAACUCGUAACUCUUAUCGACUUUCUCAAUCUGUG
Messenger RNA from Colletotrichum navitas, 486 nucleotides. RefSeq lists its product as uncharacterized. The transcript has a single exon. NCBI's taxonomy places the organism in Eukaryota, Fungi, Ascomycota, Sordariomycetes, Glomerellales, Glomerellaceae. Bases 110 to 433 code for a protein of 107 amino acids. The record is from RefSeq and is a predicted model, not a curated record.